AUGGCCGCUUCUGAUUAUACUACCGAGGACGCUUUUGUCAACCAUGUCACUAUGCCACCAAAACCUCACCAAAACUCCCAACGUACCACGCCAAAACCGCAAACAUGCCCCAACAAGUCCUCACCACCACCUCCAGCACCGCAAUCUCCCUCCCCACAUCCACACCCGCCACCUCCUCUGGCUCUCCCUCCUCCGCCCUGA
Aureobasidium subglaciale EXF-2481 is the source of this 201-nucleotide messenger RNA. RefSeq lists its product as uncharacterized. NCBI's taxonomy places the organism in Eukaryota, Fungi, Ascomycota, Dothideomycetes, Dothideales, Saccotheciaceae. Bases 1 to 201 code for a protein of 66 amino acids. The transcript is spliced from 2 exons. The record is from RefSeq and is a predicted model, not a curated record.